AUGGUCGCAUAUAGUUUCCUUGAUGCUCUUAGAUCUUUAUCAUGGAACAACAUCCAAACUAUGAUAAAGAACUUCAAUCCAACUGAAGCAUAUAAUUUGCUGAUGAAAAUACCAUAUACUCCAAUUUUACUUUACAUCCAGACAACAUGGUGCUGCUUUUCAUUAAGAUUUAGCAGAAGAACCAAAAAUUACGGCUUCUUUAAUUCAGUUUUCAUGGUGAUUCUUUCAUUUAUUUUGACAUUUGGAAGCAGAUCUGUUGUUGCUUAUUUGUUACACCGUCCAUUCCCAUUCUUAGAGAACCGUGAUCAGUUAACACCAUUCUUUAUUGUCGCUGGUUUAAUGUUUUUCCUUAAAUUUGACAUUGUUUAUCGUCUUUCCUUCGUUGUUUAUCUUUUCCUUAUUCCUAUACAGUGCUUCAACCAAAUUAAGCUCUUGACAAUCUGCACACGCCAUCGUUUCCCAUUACCUUUGACUAUUGUACUUGUAAAUAUGGAAGUCAUUAUAAUGGUACUUUUAUCAUUAGUUCGUUACACACAAAGACUCUUCUACGCUUCCGAAUUUACUUUGAUUCUUAAUUCCGCUUUAAUUUACGCACAAAGUUAUUAUCUCUUCAAGCGAUACUCCAAUGCGAAGAAGACACUUAUGAUGUUGGCUAUUAUGGGUUUAACUUCUUAUUUCGCCGCUGUCAUUGAUUUGUUCAAGUCAAUGAAAGAAUUAUCAACUGAUUACGACCAAAUUUUGAAGCAACAGCAGGAAUUACUUCAACAACAGAAGGAAUUACUUAAACAGAAGAAGGCAACGCCAAAGGUUACAGAAGAACCAAUUCAAUACGAAUAA
Messenger RNA from Trichomonas vaginalis G3, 837 nucleotides. RefSeq lists its product as uncharacterized. The transcript has a single exon. NCBI's taxonomy places the organism in Eukaryota, Parabasalia, Trichomonadida, Trichomonadidae. The coding region runs from base 1 to 837 and encodes 278 amino acids. The record is from RefSeq and is a predicted model, not a curated record.